Molecule: messenger RNA, 1155 nt
Organism: Tremella mesenterica DSM 1558
Lineage: Eukaryota; Fungi; Basidiomycota; Tremellomycetes; Tremellales; Tremellaceae
Exons: 3
Coding region: 1-1155 (384 amino acids)
Source: RefSeq, a predicted model, not a curated record
AUGUCAGGUCAAGAUGGGUCAAAUCCACUUUCUUAUCGGGAACGACAACGCGCUCUACUCGCUAUACAGAUGAGUAACUCUGCUAGUACGACUGGACAAGCGGGAAGAGCGAUACCUCCCGGCCCCCCAGAAGGUCAUACUCUCACUGCCAACUCCAGAAGAUGGGGAUACGUCACAAACCAAAAUACACAAGUGGGAGAUUAUUCCGAGACGGAAAGUGAAGAAGGAAGAAUGGCAGUUCCUCUUAUGUUGGAUAACCCAGCUGCAAGUCGAGAAACUGUUCCUUUGGUUUUUGACGAUGGGACUUUGAAUACUACUCCUAAUAGUCCAAGAUAUGGUAUGGUGCGUCCUGAUCCUGAGACUUCAACUAGAGCUUCCAUUCAAGCUUAUGAAACUUAUCAACCUGAACUUGAACGAAUCCGAAAUGCAACUCAAACUCAAACACCUUCCUUGCUCACUUCUUCUUCUGCUGCCAUCCAGCAGGUUUCUUCCCGAACAGCUAGGACUCCCUCCAGGACUCAUCGUAUUGUUCCAGCACCUCUUUACCUUCCUUCUACAUCCCAAACGGUUGAAUCAUCUUUACCCUUCCGGGAUGAAGAUGGAGAUUCACCAACUUUAGGUCCUUACCUACCUACCAGUCUCAGGUCCCGAGGAGAUCCACCUGAGGGGUUUACCAAUACCCUCAAUUCUACCACCUUGCCGACAGCUUCAAUGCCUGAACCUGGUUGGUCACGUCAAGAGGAGGAUCAAGAUAGUCCAACUCUUGGACACAUACAAACUCCAUUUAGUAGGCAGCAAUAUACCUCUAACUUCUCACAACAGAUGGGAAACAUAUCUCCUAGUACUCCCUCAACUGUAGUUCUCAGGAGCCCAUACACUGGUACAUACCCAAGUAAUGUUAGGGAGUCAGUUCAAACUUUGUUUGAGGGUGAACCUUUGGUGGGAGAGGAUUCAAGACGCGCUUCGAACGUUACUAUCAUUGAAGAUGGAGAUGAAGAUGAAGAACAUGUUGUUCAACCUACCUUUUCACCCACUCUUGGUCAGCCUCAUUCUGGAAUUCGGUUUGGUAUUCCAGGAGGACUUACAACCGGGGACGGUUCAAGAAGAUACGUCAAUGUAGUGAGGAAGAAACACAAGCUAUCUCUUCUACUUUAA